ACUUACGCAGAACGUGCAGUGGCUCUAAAGAGGAAGGAAGAUGGCGGAUAACAAAGGCGAGGAAGAUAUGGAACCGUCAGCUAAACCAGACUCGGUGUCUUCAGUGCAACAUACUGAGCUGACGGAACCAAACCCCGAAAAUGCGGUAAUCAUUUUAGAAACAGGUUCAAAGGGGGACGCGGAAACCGAGACAGACAAUGCUAACGACGAGCCCCCGCCCAGCAGCGAAACAGUAGACAUUAGCAGCGGCGGAACUGCUGUAGAAGUAGAGGAAGCCAACGGUAGCAUUAGCAACACCGUUAGCCCUGCUGAGACCAGUGGCAGCACCAAUGUGGAGCCCACGGUUGCCGAUACCCUUCCCGCCUCCGAUGCUCCUGCUGGCGGACCCUCAACUGAAACCCCUACCCCACCUUCCACUGCGGCGGCCACGCCGGUAUCCACUCCCAUUAAUUUACUGGAUACGUGCGCAGUGUGUAAACAAAGUCUGCAGACUCGAGACUGUGAACCGAAACUUCUGCCUUGUCUACACUCCUUUUGCCUAAAAUGUAUCCCGCAACCAGACCGACAAAUAAGCGUACAGGUGCCUGGACCACACGGACAAACGGACACACAUAUAGUAAAUGUGAUGCGGUGUUCAGUUUGCUACCAGGACUACAAACAAAGUGACAUCAUUGACAACUACUUCGUCAAAGACAACACAGAGGCAAUCAGCACUUUGGAUGAAAAAUCCGCACAGGUAUGCACAAGCUGUGAAGACAAUGCUGGGACCAUAGGCUUUUGUGUUGAAUGUGGAGAGUGGUUGUGUAAGACAUGUGUGGAGGCCCAUCAAAGAGUCAAAAUUACCAAGGACCACAAGAUCCGUACAAAGGAGGAUGCUGAUGCUGUCUCUGAGUCUGUCAGUACAUCGGGACAGAGACCAGUCUUCUGUCCUGUCCACAAGCAGGAACCUCUGAAGCUUUUCUGUGAGACAUGUGACACAUUGACAUGUAGGGACUGCCAGCUUUUGGAGCACAAGGAGCACAGGUACCAGUUUCUGGAAGAAGCCUUCCAGAAUCAUAAAGGAAUCAUUGAGGCCAACAUGUCCAAGCUGCAGGAAAAAAAGAAAUAUGUCCAUUACUCUGUUUCUCAGGUGCAAAGCAGGUUAAAAGAGCUGAAUGAGACCCACAGGAAGGUGGAGCAUGAGAUUAAAAUAGCAGUAUUCACCCUCAUAAAUGAAAUCAAUAAAAAGGGCAAGGCCUUGCUUCAGCAGUUGGAGAGUGUGAGUAAAGAACGCAGCAUGAGGCUUGUGGCUCAGCAUAAGGAUACGACCCAACUGGCCCAACAGGUCAACCAUGUGCUCGGUUUCUGCCACUGGGCUAUCACCUCUGGCAGCAGCACAGCGUUACUCUACAGCAAGCGGCCGAUCAUGUACCAGCUUCGCCAGCUCUUCAAGGCUCGACUGGAACAAGCACCACAGUCUAAUGGAGUGGUACGAUUCUUCUGUGAUCCAACCUUUUGGGCCAAAAACGUGGUCAAUCUCGGUAGUCUAGUUAUUGAAAAACCACCUCCACCUGCACAACCUCCCGGUGUGUUGGUAGGACCAGCCCUCUCACCAGGCCAGGUCCUACCUGGCAAACACCCAGGACAAAUCAACCUGGCUCAGCUACGGCUGCAGCACAUGCAGCAGGCUGCUUAUGCAAAGCAGCAGCAACAGCAUCAGCAUCAGCAGCAGCAGCAGCAGCAGCAGCAACAGCAGCAGCAGAUCCAGCAACAAAUGCGAAUUGCCUCUCAGUUGUCCCAGCAGCAUCCCAGACAGGCAGGCCCUCCCAUAGUUCAACAGCAGCCUCCAAGGCUCAUCAGUAUGCAGCAACUACAAAGGGGUCCAGGGGGUAUGAACGGAGGGCCUAAUCCAUCCAUGUACCCCUCGUCCCAUCACAUGCGCCUGCCUGGUCCAUCUCAGGGUCGGAUGCCCACAGCUCAGCCCAGACUUAAUGGACAGCAGUACUCGCCCAUGAUGCAGCCACAGCUGCAGAGACAGAUGUCUAUAGAAUCUGAGAUGAGCCACCCAAGGUUUCGUUUCUUACUGCAGUCAGGGCAUUCCAAUCCAGGACAUGCAGGCCCUUUCCCAGUGGCAUCCCUGCAUAAUGCCAGUCCCACGAGUCCAACCAGUGCAAGUAUGGCUGGUUCCCAUGUUCACCGUGGGCCAACCAGCCCCAUAAUUGGUCCCAUUGAACUCAUUCCUUCUGUCACUAAUCCUGAGAAACUGCCAUGCCUACCUGAGAUUCCUCCAAUUCAGUUGGAGGAUGCAGGUUCCACCAGCCUUGGAAAUCUCCUUUCUCGUUACAUCUCAGCCAGCACUCAUCAGCUCGGCUCUCUGGACAUGAACCCCUCACCUGGACUAUCAACACUUUCUCCUGGAUUGUCAGGACUGUCUAAUGCCCAAACACCAGCCCGACCUUCGAGCAACUCGAGCACGGGAAGCAGAGGCAGCUGUAGCUCUGCAGGCAGAGGGGGAGCUGGAAGUGGAGCCUCUGCAGAGCAGGUUAAAGUGAAGAAGGAACCUGGUACAGAGGACAGCUACAGCUGUCCCUCGUCUUCUCUGAAGACUGAACGGGGAGCGGAUGCUAGAAGGAGUGCCUGUAUGAUGAGCAGUCCAGAGAACAGCCCCCUGGGAGCUGCAUCUGCAGGCCACGACACUCUGAGGGGUCCCGGGGAACGCAUUAAGACAGAACCUGAGCCAGACACGCCUUGUUCUGGACUAAAUGGAGCCAGUACCAUGACACCAUCCACCUCUACAACCUCCACCAACACGUCAGCCACCAAGAACAGUUACAGUCAGUCAGAACUACCGCUCACAAAUGGAAACGUAGACAAGAGCAGCAGCAGAGCAUCAGAAGCAGCCGGGGGUUCUGGUGGGAAAGAAGACGAUCCCAACGAGGACUGGUGUGCUGUCUGUAUCAACGGUGGUAACCUGCUGUGCUGUGACCGCUGUCCUAAAGUGUUCCAUAUGAAAUGCCACGUACCCACCAUAAAAAUCUUUCCAAAGGGCGACUUCCUCUGCACGUUUUGCCGAAGUAUAGCCAACCCAGAAAUCGAGUAUUGUGAUGAAAGCAGGAGACUCAAAGAGGAUCAGAGCCUGACUGCUGAAGACCAAAGGAAAUGUGAACGGGUCCUGCUGUAUGUUUUCUGUCAUGAGCUGAGUGUGGGCUUUAGGGAACCGGUCCCUAGUUCUGUGCCCAACUACUACAAGAUUAUUAAGCAGCCCAUGGAUCUGAAAAGGGUGAAGAGGAAGCUGCAGCUGCGGAGCUCUCAGUAUUACAAGUCCAUACAAGAGUUUGUGCAAGAUAUGCGCCUCGUCUUCAAGAACUGUUCAACUUACAAUGAGAUGUCUCGAAUAAUCCAAGUUUAUGAUGAGGAGAAAGAGAUUAAUACGCAGGUGGGAUCGGAAAUGGCAAUAUCUGGCAAGGCGGUCAGCCUGUACUUUGAAGAGAAGCUGGCAGCAAUUUUCCCUGACCAGAACUUUCCUGACACGCCAGAACCAGAGUCCCCCGACGAAAAAGAGAAGGAAGACGAGGACACAGAUGACUCUGAGGAGGAAUUCAUACAACCCAGACGCAAACGAUUGAAAAUGGAUGAUAAAAUUGUCCAUGUCAAGUGACAACAGAGAUAAGAAGUGAAAAACUGUCUUCCUCCUAUACCACACUUCUCUCUCCUCAUCCCUUUCAUUUGAAGAAGAAAAAUGAAAAUGUGUUUUUUUUAAACUAACUGGAUGAUCUCAUUGCCUUUAAAACAGCUGUUGUCUUCUGAUAUGUUUUUGGGAACCUUUGUGGGUGAGAAGAUGGAAGAUCUGCAUUCCCUUUGUAUUCCAUGGACAUUAACUUGUACAGAAUUUGAAGUAAAAAUUCUUUUGUUGUAGUUAGCAAUUGGUUAUUUGUUUUCUAUUAUCCAUUUGCAUUUGUAGAUUUGUUGUGACGAUUGCUUUGUAAUACACCAAGAUCUCCUGUUCUGUUGGAUGUAUAAUAUCUAUAACAUGGAGUCACCAAGUAUUUGUAUGACUGUUGGAAAUGUUAUGUAAAUAAGAGAGUUUAACCCUCUGAAGGUAUUGCUACAGAAUAGAUGUUUCGGUGCAUCAUCAAUAAAACCCAUUCUUGAAAUAGA
Nothobranchius furzeri (turquoise killifish) is the source of this 4137-nucleotide messenger RNA. RefSeq names its product tripartite motif containing 33 (gene trim33). The record is from RefSeq and is a predicted model, not a curated record. NCBI's taxonomy places the organism in Eukaryota, Metazoa, Chordata, Actinopteri, Cyprinodontiformes, Nothobranchiidae. Gene Ontology annotation, molecular function: protein binding; zinc ion binding. Gene Ontology annotation, cellular component: chromatin.